AAAUCACAGGGAACUUUUUCCCCUCUGAUAAUCAAAGCCCAUGGGGCCCCUCAUAGAGGGCCAUCGUGACACUAGCUAUGCUCUCUGUUUGACUUUAUCUGAAUUUUCUUUUUUUUUGUCAGAGCUUUCAUGUGACUUCUGGUAACCUAGAGCAUGUGAAAGGCAUACGCAUUUCUUGGAGGAAAUCUAAACACUGUGAUUGGCUCUAUCUUGUAUUGCGCUAGUGAGCAAGGAGCGUUAGUUUUUUAACAUGUCAGGGAACUGGAAAAGGAAGUCAUUAUAGAACAGUAAACAUUGGACUCGCACACUAAUAGUCCUAUGCUUAAUGUGGAGGCGGGGCCACUUAGUCAGCUCUGUCAUGGAGCCCUCUCAUUGUAAAUCACACUGCCAUAUUUAGUCUGUUGGAGGGAAGGCUUCCAAGUUAUGUUAACAAAGCAAGUUCACGAGGGGAGAUGUUCCAGUGCUAUGAUGCCUGGGUCCGUUAAUGUGUCUGUGAUCUCUGAAGCAAGGCUGGAUUUCUCAGAUCUAGUGAAGGGUGAGGGAUGUAGACCCACGCCCUGUGGUUAGCGAGUUGAGAAAGCAGUGUUACUGACCGACCCAUGCCACAACCAGACACUUGUUUUGUCAAAGGCAGACAGUUGUGAAGACAGGAACUCUGCUGUCAUGAAUGACAUUUUCUCUGAGAGUUCUGAAGAGGAGAGACCUCUGAGGCCUUCUUAUCUCAAGCUGAAGCCAAAGGGAAACUCUCCCACCCGCUCCCCCAAAAUAUCUCCUCGUGAUUCUCCUCGGAGUUCUCCCCGCAAUUCCCCUCUGCUUUUCCGGAGGUUGAUGGUGAACCGCAGCAUUGCUUUGCAAAGGCGCUUUACUUUGGCUCACACUCCCAGUUUCGAUGUCGAGAAUGGGCUGUCAGUGGGCCGCAGUCCUCUGGAAUCGCAGGCCAGUCCAGGCUCUGGCCUUGUGCUGCAGGCCAAUUUCCCUCACAGUCAGCGGCGGGAGUCCUUCCUGUAUCGCUCCGAUUCCGACUUCGACCUUUCACCCAAGGCAAUGUCCCGAAACUCAUCCACGGCCAGCGAACUGGAAGAGAGUUUGAAGCACUGGGAAGUCAACUGGCUGACUCGACAUGGAGAAGACAUGAUAGUUACACCAUUUGCACAGGUCCUUUCCAGCUUGAGGACUGUGCGGGGAAACUUUGCCAUUUUGACCCAUCAGCAAGACCGUAUGCCGAGCAAGAGGUCUUCUGGAAACAACCCACCAUCCAUGUGCAAGACAAGUGUACCAGAGGAGCCCUUCCAGAAGUUGGCAGUGGAGACACUGGAUGAGCUGGACUGGUGUCUCGAGCAGCUCGAGACUCUGAAGACACGCCACUCAGUCAGUGAGAUGGCAUCCAACAAGUUCAAAAGGAUGCUGAAUCGAGAGCUAACACAGCUGUCAGAGACAAGCAAGUCAGGAAAUCAGGUCUCAGAGUUCAUCUCCAGCACUUUCUUAGAGAAGCAACAUGAUAUGGAGAUCAUGUCCCCCCAAACCAAGGAGAAGGAGAAAAAGAAGCGGCCCAUGUCUCAGAUCAGUGGAGUGAAGAAACCUACACACAGCUCCAGCCUCGCAGCAUCCAGCAUCCCACGCUUUGGUGUCAGCACUGACCAGGAAGAUCUGCUGGCCAAGGAAUUAGAGGAGUUUGACAGAUGGGGUGUGGAUAUUUUCAAGAUAUCAGAGUAUUCUGGCAACCGACCAUUGACUGUAGCAAUGUACACAAUCUUCCAGGAAAGAGAGCUGUUGAAAUCCUUUAAAAUUCCCAUCGACACAUUCAUCACCUACAUGAUGGCACUGGAGGAAAACUACCACUCCGAUGUUGCAUACCAUAAUAACAUGCAUGCAGCUGACGUGGUUCAGUCCACUCAUGUACUCCUGUCCACCCCUGCACUGGAGGCUGUAUUCACUGACCUUGAGAUCUUGGCUGCAAUGUUUGCCAGUGCAAUACAUGAUGUGGACCACCCUGGAGUGUCCAAUCAGUUCCUCAUCAACACAAACUCAGAGUUGGCUCUCAUGUACAACGAUUCCUCUGUUCUGGAGAACCACCACCUGGCUGUUGGCUUCAAACUGCUGCAGGAAGAAAACUGUGACAUUUUCCAGAACUUGACCAAGAAACAGAGACAGUCGCUACGCAAAAUGGUCAUUGACAUGGUCCUAGCCACUGAUAUGUCAAAGCAUAUGAACCUGUUAGCAGAUCUCAAGACCAUGGUAGAGACUAAGAAGGUGACAAGUCUGGGUGUGCUGCUGUUGGACAACUAUUCUGAUCGCAUACAGGUUCUACAGAACAUGGUGCAUUGUGCUGACCUGAGCAACCCAACAAAGCCCCUGGAGCUGUAUCAUCAGUGGACAGAUCGCAUCAUGGUGGAGUUUUUUACUCAGGGGGACCGAGAGAGAGACAAGGGCAUGGAGAUCAGCCCCAUGUGUGACAAACACAAUGCUUCCAUUGAGAAAUCACAGGUGGGCUUCAUUGACUACAUUGUGCACCCACUAUGGGAGACCUGGGCGGACCUGGUUCAUCCUGAUGCCCAGGAGAUUCUUGACACAUUGGAGGACAAUCGUGAGUGGUACCAGAGCAUGAUCCCUCACAGUCCCACUGCCACCCCAGAGGAGAAGAGCAGUGUAGCCGGACUGGGAGUGGUGGGUGGAGGCAUUGCCUCAGCAGGGGAGAAAUUUCAGUUUGAACUAACCUUGGAGGAGGAAGGGGAGUCAGAUGUUGAGAGUCCUGAAGAUGAAGGGUUCAGUGCCACUGCACAAGAUUCCUCCAGGACAGAUCCAUCUUCUGCUUCCUGCACACAGCACUCAAACCUGACCGCUCGGUCCCCUGGCUGCAGGACAUUGUCCUUUGGGAUGGCCGAGCUGCUGGACAGUGAAGAUGAAGACAGAGAACUUGACCAAGAAGGGAAAAAUGUGUCGUGUUUGAGUCUGGGAACAUAACACCAUUGCACUUUUUUAGCUUUUUUUUCUUUCGUACCUCUUCUUCAUCACCUCCAUGUCCCUCUCCAUACCAUUCUUAGCUUCCUCUGGCAGAGGCAACAGAGAGCAGGAGAGCAACUGAGGGACAGGAAAGCAUCCACGGGACAUGUUUUUAUACAGUAGUCACCUUGCACUGGAGAGAGCUCCUACACUACAGUCUGUAAAGACAUGACGUUUUCUUAAAACAUGUUUUUGUAAUUCUCAGUCUGGUGACUUCUGGAUGCUGUCUGGCUUUACUGUCAUGCAGUCUAUACUGCAGCGUAAAACUGCCUGUGUUACGGACUGAGAGGGAAUAUACUUAAUAUAAGUGUCUUCCUGUGACAUCUGAGGUUUAAAGUAAUGAACAAGUGGACUUUUGAGAGUUUAUACUGGUUGUCUGAACAUUUUGAUAAACAGAACACUUAUGUUUUUUGUGUGCACUAAAAUGUUUUUUAAAAGAUACACUGUUAACUUAAAGCUGGUCUAUAUACCUGAACAAAAACAAACAACCUUAACAUUACAGAACAGCUCAGGAUACAAAGAAAUGAUUGCUUUCAUGUAGCAAAGGCAUUGAGGGUACCUACAUAGUGACCGCUGUCUUCCUUGAAUUCCUAUGAAAUCAUUAUACUGAAGUCGAGCCAAGAUUGUGAUCUUUUGUAUUUGUAUGUGGCGCCACCUAGUGCUUAAUAGUGGAACUACAACCACCUUUACAGGAUUAGCCACGCCAGUUGAAAACCGUGGCUGUGUAUUAUGUUCCUUUGCACAGAUUAUAUUCAUUUCUUUUGACUAUUACAAUUGAAACCGUUUUAACUUAAAAACCUUCUCACCCUUAUUUGUAGGAAUGCGUCUUUAAAUUAAGGCAUUCACAUGGUUUAUAUGCUUCUUGUUUAUUUAAUUUUUUUAAUCAGUUUCAUCCAAAGCAUGAUUGUAGGCAUUAUUUAAUUGUAUGUUGAAUUCUUUCACGAUUUUCAAACAGCUUGCUUGUGAUAUAAUAGGUAGCACUUUAGAAAUGUCUUCUUCAUUGCUAAACAUUUCUCUAUCAGUAAGGGCUGGAGUCGUUAUUAACUCAAAGUGCGGAAGACUAGAAUUCACCUCUGUCUGCGGGGUAACCAGCAUGUGUACAUGCCCUGUAACAUUUGCUGUUUUGUCUAUGGAAGACUGGGUUCUGAAACCCAUGCUAGCUAUCUGGAAAGUGAUCAUUGUCCUUAAACCACAUGUGUACUUUCUCUCUGUUUCUGUGCUGGUCACACUGAAAAUAUGAGACACUGAGGUAUCUUAUCAUGUUUUCACAUGUAUGAUAUCUAUAAAAGUGAACUGUUUUGUUAUAAAACGAGAGCUGUGCCAAUGCAAGAUGCACAGUUCAUGCCUAACUUAAAGUGUUGAACACAAAGCCAAAGUUUGUUUUCUGUGCCAGACCUUUUCUGUUCUUUCAUUUUUUGGUGAUUGAUCAAUGCUCUGCUCUUCACAGGGACACAGCCAAUGACCGUUCAAGUGCCAAGCAAGCAUGAUCCAUGCUGUACUAUAAUUUCCAUUUUGCCACUGGCUAAUUUCCAUCAAUUACAUCUACUAGCUACUGUCAGUAGCAUACCAGUUUGAUAAUUUUGUUCUUUCUUUCUUUCUUUCUUCAAAAAUUGUCAUUUUGUGGAGCUGAAACACUCAAUUUAAAAUUGUUCAUAAUUAACAACAGGUUUCAAAAGUCUUUCUGACUCAGUAAAAUGUGCUUAUUGUUACUCACAGAUAUUUGUGUCUCCUUUUUAUACUAUGGUAUGAAUUUUAAUAUUGGAUACAGCAGAUCUUUAUAUUUCUCUUAAAUAUAAGUGGAUUACAGUAAAUGGGGCUUUUAAUUGUUGGCUUUAUUUUCAUCUUACUCUCAGUUUGUACGUGUUACAGCAACUUGUAGCCAUUAAAGGUUUUCACUAACUUUAUCCACAUGGCAUACCCCUGUUUUGGUCUUUUUCUGUUGCAGAUCUGACAAUCCCAACUGUACUGUUCACCACUACAACGCUGUUACUAAUGUUGCUAUGAUUGUUUUCCUGUUCCCAAUGCCAAUAAAGAAAAAAUAUAACUA
Molecule: messenger RNA, 5047 nt
Organism: Myxocyprinus asiaticus (Chinese sucker)
Lineage: Eukaryota; Metazoa; Chordata; Actinopteri; Cypriniformes; Catostomidae
Gene: pde4ca
Product: phosphodiesterase 4C, cAMP-specific a
Exons: 16
Coding region: 664-2961 (765 amino acids)
Biological process (GO): signal transduction
Cellular component (GO): nucleus; perinuclear region of cytoplasm; cytosol
Molecular function (GO): 3',5'-cyclic-AMP phosphodiesterase activity
Source: RefSeq, a predicted model, not a curated record